Messenger RNA from Physcomitrium patens, 4051 nucleotides. NCBI's taxonomy places the organism in Eukaryota, Viridiplantae, Streptophyta, Bryopsida, Funariales, Funariaceae. The record is from RefSeq and is a predicted model, not a curated record.
GCGAGGGAGAGAGGGAUGGAGGAGCAGGAGGGGCAGGGCGUCGGCAAGAGCCUUGGACCGACCGACUGACCGACCUACCGGACAAUUGAGAUCACCGGUGUGGAAGUUACGCUGGAGAGAGAUAGGAGCUGCAGCAGCGUGGAGGAGGAAGCAUGGCAUGACGCACGAGAAUUCAUGCGCACUAUUACUGCUGGGAGUUUGGGCUAGACUCUGCCGCUGGGCCGGACGAACGGGUCGGAGGGGUGAGGUGUGUGUGUGUGUGGCCGGCGGGGAUGGCGUGUCGGGGAUCGGACCUGCAACGCCGGGCAGACCGAGGCGAGACGCGAGAAGAGAAAGGCUCUCGAAAGGUGGGUGGGACGGCCGUGACGUUGCGAGUUGUACGAGGUUGACAGGCACGGCGGCGACUGACUGGUCACUCAAUUACAAUAGGCUGCUGAUGUCCGACCCCGGGCCGGGACUUUAGGGUACGAAUUGCGGGUGCCGGGGACUUGGUGCGUAACGUGUGAGUCCGAGGUGUCGUGAAUAGAUUGCAACGGAUGUGCAAGAAGCGAGGCAUCAGGAGCCAGCUAUGGUCUACUCCACGGCACCCGGCCGGUUUUGCUGUCUCGCUUGAGGUCUAGGUGGUUGUUGAUCAUGGGUUAGGAACAGUCAGACCUGUUGCGAAGCUUGCAUUGUGAUGAUACGUAGUGUCGUUUAGGAUGAUCGAUCGUGUGUGGCCGAUUGUGCAUUCAUAGAUGGUUGAUUGUCGACGACAGCAGCAGCAGAGGAAACAUGCUGGGUUUCCUUUCGCUUUGCCUCGCGCAGGUUUCCGAAGAUGGUAAUUAAAUUUUUUAGGGGCGGGCGUUGACAGUUUGUGUGGUUGCUGAGAGUCGAUUAGGAGUUAAAGAACCAGCAGGGUCCAAGGAGGUUAUGGGGGCGCAAACCUGCAGCAGGCAAGGGUUGGCAGAAGUCGACAUCAUUGUGGACAUUAGUUGCGGUAUUAACAAAGUACGGUGUGACGUCAAAAAUGGUCGUUUCGGGUGACGACGACGCGGAGCAUUCGUCGAGGAUGUGUUCAUCGAACGAUGCGGCAGAUAGCAAUGAUGCAAAGAGUCUUGACGUUAAUACGGGUGUGUCGGACCAUCAAGACAAAGACGAGGUUAUGGUGGAUGCGCAUGGCAAAGGAGAAGAACUAUCGCCGAACGUCGAGGCACAUGUCCCGAAUGGAAACGUAUCCAAGAAAAUGGCAGUGCCGGAAUCGGAUGAAGCCCAAGGGCGAAAUGCUCAGCCAGCGAAAGACCCUGGUGAGAUUAGUGACAGUGGCUUGGCACAGGACACAGACCGGUCCGUGAAGAACGGCAGGUCUCGAAAGAGGAAGUCCAAGACUAUCCAUUACAUGAAUUCUAGGGUACCACAUGCCGUUCCUGCAUUGGAGAGUGAGGAAGGCUCCGAUGGUCCAGAGAGUCCCGAAGAAGGAGACGAUGUUCUUGUGCGUCCUAGUCAGGCCUCGCGUGUAGCUGCCACCAAGCUGAAGUCUAUGGUCCCAAUUGGAGACAAGUUGCUGAAGGCACCAAGAAACGCGAAGGAGCUGAUGGCAACCAAGCUUAUGGAGGGGCAUUUUGUGCGCUGCUCUUGUCGUGGCAUGCAACUCACAGGAAUGCUGAAAGACAUGGGUGUGCAGUGCAACUGCCGGAAUUGUAAGGGUUCGAUGAUAGUUUCUAUUUCGGCGUUUGAGGCACAUUCAGGAAGUACUUCUCAUCACCCAAGCGACAACAUUUACCUAGAGAAUGGGAAGAAUCUUCGGGACGUUCUGAGCGCUGGCCAAGAAGCAGCAGAUUGUGGAGACAACAUACUAAGAGCUUUAAAGAUGGCCAUAGGAGAUAUUCAAGGUGUUGAAAAGAGCAAGGUUACUUGCGCAGAGUGCGGGGGUUCAGAAGAGGGUGACCUAAUCUAUUGCAAAGGAGCAAGAUGCUCUGUAGUCUCACAUUCUCGAUGUGUUGGAAGUGCGAACCCACAACUUGGCGACUGGUUUUGUGGCAAGUGUGAGAAAACGAAAAAGCGUCAUGCUGCAGCGAAAGUAAAGCGCUCCAUCUCUGCUGGAACUGAGGAUUCCGAAGUGAGGGACAAAGCCACAACAGCGUCGGCCAGAUUGAACCGAGAUGCGCAUUUGCGCAAAGCUCUUUUCUUGCCUGGUGGAUUGGUGGAUGGUACAGAACUUGGCUAUUAUACAAAAUCCCAGCUGAAACUGAAAGGUGUGAAACGAGGUGAAGGUAUAUGCUGCAGUUGCUGUAACAAAGAGAUAAGCUGCUAUGAGUUCGAACAACAUGCUGGUUGUGAGGCUCGUCGAAACCCGUAUGGGAACAUCUUGUUGGUCGCGGAUGGCCGUUCCCUGAAAGACGUUAGCAAAGAGUUGGCGGAUAAGAACAAGCUGGGUGAGAAAGAAAAGCGUGAUGCACGUGCUGGAGAGGUGUGUUGCUAUGAAUGUAGCAAUAGCGGUGAACUGAAGCGUUGCCACAGUUGUGAGGAAGCAUGGUGCGACAAAUGUACCAAAGGAAUGGAGACAGAUUCCGAGGGCAGGUGGUAUUGUCGAAUGUGCCGACAGGACAGUCUCAAGGUGGCACAAAAUGGACACAAGGGAACUGACAAGAUUAUAGAGGGAAUGUCCAACAUUGCAGAAACAGACGAGAAAGGUCGUUGCGUACGCCAUUUGGAAGGACCUAGAGAGGUUGGGGGUUGUGCAAUCUGCAAGAAAUGGAAUCUGAGCAAGACAGGUUUCGUUGAUGGCAUGACGAUUCUAGUUUGUGAUCAAUGUGGACGAGAAUAUCAUGUUAGCUGUUUAAAAGAUUCAGGCGUAGACGACCUUAACGAGCUGCCAGAGGGAGAAUGGUUCUGUCAGAAGGAUUGCAAGGUCAUAGAUGAAAUUCUGACACAAUUAGUAGCGAACGGGCCGGAGCUACUGUCCAACAGCAUAAUAAGUGAGUUGUUGGAGAGUCGGCAGCAGCAGAGCAGUGUGAAGGUGAAAUUGGAGUCCAGUAAUCCGAGGUUCGGAUGGCAAAUUCUGUGCGGCGAGGGUGGUAGCUCUGCCAAUGUUCAGACUCUCGCCGAAGCUGCGAAUAUUUUUACAGAAUGUUCGGAUCCAAUCAGGGAUGCAAAAACUGGAAAGAAUUUGAUCCCUCUCAUGGUUCAGAGUCGAAGGGCAAAAGAUCACGAUUUCGAAGGUGUUUUCUGCGUCGUUCUUAAGCUCAAUGAGAAGGUAGUUUCAGCAGCUCUACUGCAAAUCUUUGGUCGGGAAAUUGCGGAAGUUCCUUUGAUAGCUACUAGCCUUCCACACCAGGGCCAGGGUUUCUGCAAAGCUCUGAUGACAACAAUUGAGAGGCUUCUCGGGGUGCUGAGUGUGGAACGGUUGGUUCUCCCUACGGCCAAAAAUACAGAAUCUAUUUGGAUCAACAAGUUUGGAUUCAGCCGAGUGCCAGAGGACCAGUUGAAAAGAAUUUGCACGACUAUACGUUUGAUGACGUUUACGGGCACGCGUAUGCUGGGGAAAGCGAUCACUCCAAUGACACUGUAAGGGGCAAUGGGCAAUUAUGUCAACUGCAGAAGUAAAAAAGCACAUAUUUUCUUAGACGCCCUCAAAUUUCCUCUUGCUGCACAGAAAUAGGAUUCAACGACAGAGUCGUGAUGGUUGUGUCUGCAUAAUAUGUGAUGGUGCUCUGACUAUGGAUGCACUAUCCAGAGGACUGCCGGCUCACCCAGUUUUGGGCACUGUUUUGAGGAGGUUUUUCUGCAACUUUCAAUGGACAGUUCGAAAAUAUGUUCAUACAACCUGCUUCAGGCUCAAGUAAAGCACUUCUAAGUGGUUUGUAAAGAGCUCAAUGUUCGCCACUUGUGCAAAUUGGUUGACUCGCGAGUACUUUCAGAUGAAGUCAGGAUUUAGGGAUACUCUCUAUACGGGCUCAUUCUUGUGAUCCUAAAUACAGAUGACAUGAUAAAUUUUGGAACUUUGAUGUAUAAUGGGACCAGAACAUGCGGUAUUAUGUUCGUUUGGGAUCCUUAGCUUCAGCUAUUGUUUGGA